UUGUCGUGGUUCUGAGAAAAUCAAUGCAGAUUGAGUGUUUGUGUUUUUUACGAAAAUGCUUUACCGUUAAUUGAGCAUUUGGUGAUCACUUUUGGAAUCUAAAGGUUAAGUUUAGAUAUGGAGAUCGCAAGAGUUUCAAGAAGGGAAAUCCUGCUGAUCGUAGUAUGCGCAGGUUUAUUCUUUCUGUUUUGUCAAUUUAUUUUGCAAUGGGACUCUGAUGUGGAACCAAAGGAUGAAGUGACACGACUGGGCGAAAAUGAGGUUUCGUUUGAAGACUACAAGGACAAUAUGCCUCAACGGAGCGAUCUUCUCGAUCAAAUAAAGAAAAUGGAUAAUUCUGACGUUCCAUAUGGAUAUGACUUCAAUGUUGACCGCAUCGAAAGAGACAUAGGGAACCCAAAGCAAUAUGCUGAGUCAAACAAGCUUCCUUUCAUUUUGUGGUGGACUCCAUUUACAGGUGAUAUGGGAUCAGUUAAAAAGUGCUCAAAGGGGAAGUGCUUCUUCUCACAAGAUAGAACAUUGUUUGACCACCGUCUCACCAAAGUCCUGAUGUUUUAUGGAACCAAUAUAAACACAUCAGAUCUUCCUCUUCCUAGAAAAGGACACCAUGAGUGGGCAGUGUUACAUGAAGAAUCUCCAAAGAAUAAUGUUUUAUUUUAUCAUGAAGACUUCAUUUCACUUUUUAAUCACACAUCAACAUUCAGACAAACAUCUGACUACCCAAUAACGACUCAGUAUAUGAAUUCUUUAGAAGAACUGCAAAGGCAACCUUUUAUGAGUUUUCAUGAAAAAGAUCAACAAGAUAUUGCACCUGCUAUGUUCCUACAGUCAGGCUGUAAUCCUCCUUCAGACCGUGAUGCAUACAUUCAUGAGCUGAUGAAAUACAUACAAGUGGAUUCUUAUGGAGCAUGUUUGAAGAAUAAAGAACUACCAAAUCACUUGAAAAGCCCACUCACAAUGCAUGAUGACUCACUGCGUGAUUUCGUGGGCAAAUACAAAUUUGCUCUAACAUUUGAAAAUGCAAUUUGUGAUGAUUAUAUAACAGAAAAGUUGUGGCGGCCAUUGGCAGCUGGCACUGUGCCAGUUUACAAAGGUGCCCCUAAUGUUCUGGAAUGGCUUCCUGAUAAAAAAUCUGCAAUACUUGUUGAUGAUUUUGAAAGUCCAAAGGAUUUAGCAAAUUACUUGAGACAUGUAGCUGAAAAUGAAAGUGAAUAUACAAAGUACUUAGCCUUUAAAAAAAAUGGUAUUACAAAUAAUAAACUUUUAAAAAGAAUAAAAUCAAGAGAAUGGGGAGUUAACGACUUAGAAAAAAUGUCAUUUAUCACAGGAUUUGAAUGUUUUGUAUGUGACAGAAUACAUGAAAACAAAAUUCGUUUAGAAAUGGGAAAACCAAUUAUACAUCAUGUGGCUAGUAAAAAACAUUAUGGCUGCCCUGAACCCAAAAUGUAUCACCUUCAGUCACCACCACAGUCAGAAACUUGGGAACGUGAAACAUGGCAGCUUGAAUAUAAUGAUGCAGUUAUGGAAGCACAGAAACUCAGGACAAAAAUUUUUAGUAGAAAUUCAGACAAAUAA
Rhopilema esculentum is the source of this 1575-nucleotide messenger RNA. RefSeq names its product GDP-fucose protein O-fucosyltransferase 3. Gene Ontology annotation, molecular function: alpha-(1->3)-fucosyltransferase activity. Gene Ontology annotation, cellular component: membrane. Lineage: Eukaryota; Metazoa; Cnidaria; Scyphozoa; Rhizostomeae; Rhizostomatidae. The record is from RefSeq and is a predicted model, not a curated record.